This is a messenger RNA of Armigeres subalbatus, 1095 nucleotides long. RefSeq lists its product as uncharacterized. Bases 190 to 1095 code for a protein of 301 amino acids. Lineage: Eukaryota; Metazoa; Arthropoda; Insecta; Diptera; Culicidae. The record is from RefSeq and is a predicted model, not a curated record. The transcript is spliced from 3 exons.
UACGAUAUUAAUCUUUUCUUUCUCCACCCUAGGAAUGGACAGCUUGCGAAAAGCAUGAAAACCCUAUGAACCCCUGGAGGAUUAUACAUUAACAUUCCAAUACAUGAAUUCAAAUACCAUACUCAUGAUUUCAAAAUUUUAGGACACUCUUGCACGAAGUACAGCACUCACACAGAAGCCUAAAGGAAUAUGAUACCCCUGCAACAAAGCAUCCCAACUCCUGCAAGCCACGCUUGGAGAGCACCCUUCCUGAUACUCAUCACCCUUCCUUUAUUGAUUGAACCAUCCAAACUUUCCCUGAGAAACCUCAACGAAGACCCCAUUUUAUUUUUAAAAUAUGGAAAUUGUAAAAUUCAAACUGGAAAUUUAAAAAUUGUACACCCCAUUAAUCUAACAACGAUACAAGAAUCUAUCGAUUACUUGACUUCAUCCUUUUAUACAAGAGUAGAUAGCAGAAACCCUUUAGGAGGCAUAGUCAAACACAAGAUAAAAGCAUUGUACAACAACUUUCUUCAAAUAAAACCAUCAGAACAUCAUAGAGCAAAAAGAUGGGAUUCGUUGGGAAGUGGUUGGAAAUGGCUGGCCGGAUCACCAGAUGCACAAGAUCUUCAUAUCAUCAAUUCUACAAUGAAUGAAUUAAUAACCCAGAAUAAUCAGCAAGUUAAUAUAAAUAACCGCAUCAAUGCAAGAAUUUCGGAGCUGACCAGCAGCAUUAACAAAAUUAUCAACAGCAUGAAAGCGAACGAGCUAGCAAAUGAGAUCUCGGCUAUCAUUACAAUAAUAAAUAUUGAUAUCAUCAACAAACUCCUAGAAGACAUACAAGACGCCAUCAUCCUAUACCAAACAGCUACAAUCGCCAACAGAACCAGAUGUCGAGUUCAAUUCAAAGGACCGAGACGAUCCUCACUUGAGGAGGGAGAAGUUAUCGAACACCCAUCGAACCACGAUAAUCCUUCCACCGAGCUACUACGCAAUAAGCUGCAAAUUAUACAACAACAACAACAACAAAUAGCCCUUGCACUGGGCACCGUCAAUGCAUUGCCGUCAGCCGCCGAUACCAACAGCAACAUCAACAACAACACAUGUGCACCUUAA